Pseudopodoces humilis (Tibetan ground-tit) is the source of this 1382-nucleotide messenger RNA. RefSeq names its product UDP-GlcNAc:betaGal beta-1,3-N-acetylglucosaminyltransferase 4 (gene B3GNT4). Gene Ontology annotation, cellular component: Golgi membrane. The record is from RefSeq and is a predicted model, not a curated record. NCBI's taxonomy places the organism in Eukaryota, Metazoa, Chordata, Aves, Passeriformes, Paridae. Gene Ontology annotation, molecular function: N-acetyllactosaminide beta-1,3-N-acetylglucosaminyltransferase activity. Gene Ontology annotation, biological process: protein O-linked glycosylation; poly-N-acetyllactosamine biosynthetic process.
AUGUAUCCCAGGAUUAAAAGCCUCGCGCUUUACACCUUCUCAAUCAUGCUGCUGGCCUGGGUGUUUUACAUGAAGAAGGAGGCAAAGUUGGCAACAUCAGCAGAGCAGAAAGUGGAUGUGAUGGAUCACAGACUGCAGCCUUCGGUUCUGGACAGCACUGAGCACAGCAAGUGUUUGCCGAACUUGACCGUUGCCAAUUCUUCUCUCGCCCUCCCGGAGCCUCACCGCGUCUUCUUAACCUACAAGCACUGCAGGAACUUCUCGGUCCUGCUGAGGCCUUCCAGGUGUAGCAAAGAGAUGUUCCUCCUGCUGGCCAUCAAGUCUUCACCCAUCAAUGUGGACAGGCGUGUGGCCAUCAGGAACACGUGGGGGAAGGAGGUCUCCAUCGGGGGCAGGCGCAUCAGGCUGGUGUUCCUCCUAGGGCGCUCCGACGCCAAAAUCCAGCUGCAGCCCCUGCACCAGCUGCUGGCUUAUGAAAGCCAGGAGUUCGAUGACAUCUUGCAGUGGGAUUUUGUUGACAACUUCUUCAACCUGACCCUCAAGGAGCUGCAUUUCCUCCGCUGGUUCAUGGAGGACUGCCUGCAUGCCAGGUUUGUGCUGAAGGGUGACGAUGAUGUGUUUGUCAACACUUACAACAUCGUUGAGUUCCUCCGGGAGCUGGACCCUGAACAGGAUCUCUUUGUUGGGGAUGUGAUCGCCAACGCCCGGCCCAUCAGGAACACCAAGAUCAAAUACUUUAUUCCAGAGCCCAUGUAUGGAGCCGCCUUCUAUCCUCUCUAUGCAGGAGGAGGGGGAUAUGUGAUGUCUAGAGAGACAGUGCGUCACCUCCAGAGCACCGCAGAGGACAUGGAGCUCUUCCCCAUAGAUGAUGUGUUUGUGGGAAUGUGUCUGGCAAAGAUGUCAGUGACCCCAAAGAACCAUGCUGGCUUUAAGACUUUUGGCAUCCAGAGACCUUUCAAUCCUUUUGAUCCCUGCUUGUACAAAGAGCUGAUGGUUGUGCACAGACUGAACCCAACGGAGAUGUGGAUCAUGUGGACGCUGGUGAAGGAUGACAGCAUUAGGUGUGCGGUGUCAGUGACGCACAGCUACAGCAGGGGCUGGAAAAGGAGUUACUGAUUAGCCCAGUGGGAUUGUGGCUGGUGACAGAGUACUUAAACUAAAAAUCAGGUCGUGGUAGAAACAUGUCUGUUACUAACAGACCGCACUGGAGCUGUCGUGGUUUGGUUUGCAGUGAGUCUUUCCCUGUCGGGGGUUACUUGAAGCAGUUGAAUUGUCACAGGAUGGGGGUGUGGCUGGUGGCUUCAUGAUGGUACAGGGGACUCGGCUCCUCCCAGCCAGACUGUGCUAGGGGAAGUCACAAGUGCCACCUGCCCUGGUGUCUG